Messenger RNA from Linum trigynum, 1104 nucleotides. The record is from the annotation of a GenBank genome assembly. Lineage: Eukaryota; Viridiplantae; Streptophyta; Magnoliopsida; Malpighiales; Linaceae.
GUUCCACCAGAAAGGCGAAACUCCAAAAGCCCUAGAAAAGAGUACCCACCACGAUCGCGCGUUUGGCCGGAUCCUUCCAUCCACCGGCCGUCGAUCGAUCGAUCGAUCCAUCCCAUUCCCAUGGCUUCCUCCGAUGUUGACGAAAAGUAUCCUCCGCUGACUUACUACCCCGACAGAUACUGCGAGACCUGCCGGAGACUCGACAAGACGGAGAUGAAACCAAAGCCCGACGACGAAGAGUAUCUAUUGGAUGACGAAACUUUCUGCGACGAAACCCUAAGGCUACAUGUCAUCAACUACAGGAGGACCCAGUAUACGAGGAGUUAUUUCGAUAUUGAUUGCCCUCCAAAUUAUGGCGGCAUUGGUGGGCAACCACACCCGGGAAAGCAUUAUGCGAACGACAAGUAUUUUCAAGAUACGGUUCAGGACUGUGCUAGGUUCGCGGUGCAGAAAUGUAAUGAAGAAACCAAGGUGAAGGGGAUUGAUUUGGAGUUGGUGAAGGUUGAGAAUGUUACUGCUGAAGGUCCUAAUUGGAAGAGAUUUUACAUGACUCUCGCCUGCCGCAAUCGGGUUAAUGGUAAGCGGAAAGGGAUCUCUGAAGAAGCUGGUGGUGGGGAUACUACUAGUGAUGACUGUGUGGUUCAGAGCUACAAAGUUGUGGUUUCCUGUUGCUAUUGGAAAACGGAGCUGAAGAAGAUGCUGCUCUUCAACGACCCAAAUGGGAAACAUUUGUGGGAGCCGGCGGAUCCGUUUUGCGACCGAGUUAGCCAGCCAUAUUAUGGGGACGAAGUUGCUCUAGCUGGUGAUGGUUCAUUGAUGGUAGUCCGAUCUUCGGAGAAUAAAGCUUAGAGAUAGGAGGAAGAUCAAGUACCUAGUAGUGGUAGUAGUUUAAUAUGUUUAUUGUGUGUGGAACACAUUUGAUAUAUAUUUUAGGGUAAAUACAAUUUAGGGUUAAUGCCUUGACCCGAACUAUGCACCCUACUUCUUUGCUCUGUCGGAAGCGGGUUUUGACCGGCAAAUUCGACGGUCAACUCAAUUGACCGUUAGUCAAGCACCAUGUCACUUGCCACGUCAUCGAACCCGAAAUAAAAAAUUUGAAUUUAG